GCCAGACGGAGCCAAGCCCCAACCAGGAAGGGCCUCGGAGCCUUGGGCCGCCAACACCACUGUCUCCAAGAGCCAGGUUUGGGGCGAAAGAUGGUGCUGACCGGGUGCAACUGGCUCCUCCUCAGCGCUGUGUUCCUGAGCACAGGGGCCGAGAUCUCUAUCACCCCCGAGCCUGACCAGCCAGCCGAAGGGGACAACGUCACACUGGCUGUCCACGGGCUUUCGGGGGAGCUGCUUGCCUACAGCUGGUAUGCGGGGCCCACGCUCAGCCUGGCUUACCUGGUGGCCAGCUACAUCGUGAGCACAGGCGAUGAGACCCCUGGCCCGGCCCACACGGGGCGGGAGGUUGUGCGCCCCGACGGCAGCCUGGACAUUCAGGGCGCCCUGCUUGGGCACUCGGGCACCUACAUCCUUCAGACUCUCAACAGGCAGCUUCAGACGGAGGUGGGCUACGGACACUUGCGGGUCUAUGAGAUCCUGGCCCCGCCCGUGGUCAUAGCCAACAGCACGGAGCUGGUGGAGCGCCGCGACACCCUGCGCCUGCUGUGCAGCAGCCCCAGCCCCGCUGAGGUCCGAUGGUUCUUCAAUGGCGAGGCUCUGCCCAUCGCCCUCCGCCUGGGCCUGUCCCCUGACGGCCGGGUGCUCACCCGGCAUGGCAUCCGCAGGGAGGAGGCCGGAGUCUACCAGUGUGAGGUCUGGAACCCGGUCAGUGUCAGCCGCAGCGAGCCCAUCAACCUGACCGUGUACUUCGGCCCAGAGCGUGUGGCCAUCGUCCAGGAUUCCAUCACCCGCACGGGCUGCACCAUCAAAGUGGACUUCAACGCGUCCCUCACCCUGUGGUGCGUGUCCCGGUCCUGCCCAGAGCCCGAGUACCUGUGGGCCUUCAACGGGCGGGCCCUAAGGAACGACCAAGACCACCUCAACAUCAGCAGCAUGUCAGCGGCCCAGGAGGGCACCUACACGUGCAUCGCUAAGAACGCCAAGACCCUGCUCUCCGGAUCGGCCUCGGUGGUGGUCAAGCUCACCGCGGCCGUAGUCGCCAUGGCUAUCGUGCCCGUGCCCACCAAGCCGAUGGAGGGCCAGGACGUGACACUGACGGUACAGGGCUACCCCAAGGACCUGCUGGUCUAUGCCUGGUACCGCGGGCCUGCCUCUGAGCCCAACCGGCUGCUCAGCCAACUGCCGUCGGGGAACUGGAUCGCGGGCCCCGCGCACACAGGCCGGGAGGUGGGCUUCCCCAACUGCUCGCUGCUGGUGCAGAAGCUGAACCUCACGGACGCCGGGCGCUACACACUCAAGACUGUGACACUGCAGGGCAAGACUGAGACGCUGGAACUGGAGCUGCAGGUGGCCCCCCUGGAGUAGCGGUGUGGCCCUGGACACCUCCAGUGAGAAGAGCUCUCCGUGCCGUCCUC
This is a messenger RNA of Miniopterus natalensis, 1415 nucleotides long. NCBI's taxonomy places the organism in Eukaryota, Metazoa, Chordata, Mammalia, Chiroptera, Miniopteridae. The record is from RefSeq and is a predicted model, not a curated record.